AUGAGAAUACAACCUCCUUCAUUGUGCAAUUCUCCCGCAAAGGCACCGACCCCCCCCCCUCCCCCCAGCUUCUGCAGCCCUAUGCGUCUCUCUACGCUUCUGUUGAUGCUUCCACUGAUUGCUCAUAGUGGCGCCGUCUCCAACAGUAGAACUGCUAUCCAAGACGUUGACGAAAGCUUAGCAGAGCAAAAUCGGUUUCUUCGGUUGAAUGGGGGAAUGCCUGGUGACGAGAAAGAGAGGCUCCUGAAUUUUGGGUCGUAUAAAAAUUGA
Messenger RNA from Phytophthora infestans T30-4, 270 nucleotides. RefSeq names its product secreted RxLR effector peptide protein, putative. Lineage: Eukaryota; Oomycota; Peronosporomycetes; Peronosporales; Peronosporaceae. The transcript has a single exon. The record is from RefSeq and is a predicted model, not a curated record. Bases 1 to 270 code for a protein of 89 amino acids.